AUGACAAAGCCGAUAGUUCUCCAUUUAGGUGAUGAUAUUCGUUGGAAUCAUGAGCUAUACUCAAAACUCAACGACCAGUUUGAGAUUCAACGCGCCUACAGUAUGUCAAGGCCCGAGUUUGUCCGAGCUCUGAAAGAACGAAAAUUCGGUGAUUUCUUUGCGAUAUACCGUCCAUUCUGGAAUACUGGUGGUGAAAUGGGAAACUGGAACGAAGAAUUAAUAUCUCUUCUUCCAAGUUCCUGCAAAAUCUAUGCCAGUGCCGGUGCGGGGUUUGAUUGGGUUGAUACUGCAUGCUUGGCUAAGAAAGGUGAUACCGAAGCUCAAGACUGGAUAAUUUACUGCAAUGCGGCCGCAGCAUGUACCGAAUCUGUAGCCGAUGCGGCUAUCUGGCUGAUGCUUUCUACCUUCCGGCUGUUUUCCUGGUCGGCAAUGGCAGCGCGCACUGCUGAUGCCGACCAAUUCGUGGAUGCAAACCGGAAUCUCGCCAUGGUCUCCCACAACCCAAAAGGUCACACGCUAGGCAUCAUAGGGUUUGGACAGAUCGGACGUCGCACAGCCGAGAAGGCUUACAAAGCCUUCAACAUGAAGAUCCUUUACAACGACAUUGUGCAGAUGCCACGAGAGCUUGAAGACGUCUCUAAGGCCACGUUCCACGAGAGCAUGGACAGCCUACUUGCGGAGGCAGACUGUGUAGCCGUAGCCACACCGUUCAGCGGAAAAAUUCUUCUCAACGCGUCGCUGCUGUCGAAGAUGAAGCCAGGAUCGCGACUCGUGAACAUCGCCCGAGGAAGACUCCUCGAUGAGGCCGCCCUGAUCCAGGCACUCAAGAGUGGCCAACUCUCUUCUGCUGGUCUUGAUGUGCACUAUGACGAGCCCCAUGUUAAUCGAGAGCUGGCUGCGAUGAGGAAUGUAGAGGUCACGUCUCACAAUGCCGGUGCUUCACUAGAUGCGCAUAUCGGGUUUGAGCGUCUUGGGAUGGAUAAUAUUAUCUCAUUCUACCAGACAGGCAAGGCAAUUACCCCUGUGAAUCAGCAUCUGGUAGACAAGAUUUCUGCGAGGCUGUAA
This is a messenger RNA of Penicillium taxi, 1065 nucleotides long. RefSeq names its product D-mandelate dehydrogenase-like dehydrogenase. Lineage: Eukaryota; Fungi; Ascomycota; Eurotiomycetes; Eurotiales; Aspergillaceae. The transcript is spliced from 2 exons. The record is from RefSeq and is a predicted model, not a curated record. Gene Ontology annotation, cellular component: cytosol. The coding region runs from base 1 to 1065 and encodes 354 amino acids. Gene Ontology annotation, molecular function: hydroxypyruvate reductase [NAD(P)H] activity; NAD binding; glyoxylate reductase (NADPH) activity.